AUGGAUGACAACAAAGAGCAAGAAGCUCUUCGUGUUCUUCAAGCCCCGACUACAAGUGAUGACGAUAAACUUGGCAUCGAUGCAGUGGACUUCGCGGAAAAGUCGAUAAAUCAGGAUGCAGAUGCUGAAUACGCGUUGGCCUUACGUAAUCUCCGUCCAAACAGCAACGGCUGGAAGGUGUCAAGUUUGAACGGACCAGCGAAUCCAAUCAUUGCAGACCAUGCCCCACGUCCUGACAAUGCACCCAAUCGAGCACCAAGCACAACUAAAGCACCAGCCAAUCCAACAAUUACAACCCAAGGUCCUACCAACGCACCCACUGAACCACCAAAUUGUGACCGAUGGACAGGUUGGUUUGACCGCGACAACCCUAGCGGCAACGGUGACUUUGAAACAUUGUUGCACCUUCGGCGGGAGAACCCCGGAAAGAUUUGCUCCACUCCCUCGGCUAUCCAGGCUCGCGUCCGAGGGUCCCAAGUACCGGCUUCCCAAACAGGAGAACACUUUGACUACUACGAUACGGACGUCGGGUUUGCCUGCACAAACUAUCGCCAGUCUGAUCGCUACUGCCAGGACUAUGAAGUUCGCUUCUGCUGUUCCCAGAAUCCUAAUUCCGGCACAACUAAUGCACCAGCCAAUCCAACAAUUGCAACCCAAGGUCCUGCACCCACUGAACCACCAAGCGUCUCACAGAAGAUCAUCUUCCCCGGUCCAAGAGGCAUUGAUGACUAUGCCAGGAUGGAGACCACGUUGUCUGAGGACUUAACCAGCUUUACCCUCUGUGUGCACAUGCGCUCCAACAUGGAUUCCAGCAAUGAAAUCAGCCUGGUCAGCUACGCAGUGUCGCAAUCUUACAACGAGCUGAUCUUGUUUGUAAAGGGUGGAUUUAUGUUACACCUACAAAGCUACAUCCAAAUGGCAGACCCACCCGUUUGGGACGGUGAGUGGCACACAGUCUGUACUACCUGGCGCAGCAGUGAUGGAGCCUGGCAGUUGUACACUGACGGCGCGCUGACGGCUUCAGGCUCGGGGUUUAGAGUGGGAGGAAGAGUGCGCAGAGGCGGAACAUGGAUCCUCGGACAGGAACAAGACGUAGUCGGGGGAAGAUUCGAUGCAGACCAGUCAUUCAUCGGAGAGCUGUCGGAAGUGAACCUCUGGGACCGAGUACUGUCUCCUGCCGAAAUAGCAGCGGACUGUAGUUACCAUGGCAACGUGAUUGACUGGGAUACAACUAACACCAGAGUCUUCGGACAGGCCAGCAGGGCUGAGUAUCAAUGCGGUAAGUAG
Molecule: messenger RNA, 1287 nt
Organism: Branchiostoma belcheri (Belcher's lancelet)
Lineage: Eukaryota; Metazoa; Chordata; Leptocardii; Amphioxiformes; Branchiostomatidae
Exons: 8
Coding region: 1-1287 (428 amino acids)
Source: RefSeq, a predicted model, not a curated record